AUGGCUACAUUGACGUUAAAGCGACGAGCCCCAUCACUCGGCGCCUUGUCAUCUCCACCCGCUGCGACACCGCCCGCAGUGAUCGAUACCCCACUUCCAUCCGCCUCCAACAUGUACAAAGCUGCCAUCCAGGGCGCGUCUCUCUACCACACCUGUCGCUCUGUGCUCGACCGGCUUGCCUCUGUGGACGGCAUGACCGAGUAUCUCGAUGCUGCUACCGAUACAUCUCCGUCACAACAACAGCAACUCGACCCAUCCAUUUCGACAUCUACAGCUUCUUCUUCAUCUUCAUCAUCAUCUACUUCAUCAUCAUCUGCAGAAGCAGCAACCAUGGUGGAACCCACAACACCCACAACAGCAUCAGCGCUAGCAGCAGCAGCAGCAGACCCGCUGAGUAAGCUUUGGUCGAUCUGUCGCCGUGGGCUGCCGCUGUGCAUUCUGUUCAACGCUCUGCAGCCGGAAAAGCCGCUCAAAGUGGACGAUCGGGAUCCCAACUUGAAUCAGGUCAACACUUGCAAAGCGUCGGUUUACUAUUUCCUUGUGGCGUGCCGUAAUCAGCUGCAGUUCCCCGAAGAAGAUGUUUUCACCAUUACCGAUUUGUAUUCGGACGAUACAAACGGAUUCGUCAAGGUUGUCAACACCAUCAACAAAAUUUUACACUUGCUAGAGGAAAAAGGCCUGAUAUCUGUACGAUGCGCCAACAGAAACUCAGAUCCUAAUGCGCCCAAAGAUACGCGCGGCAAGGUCGUCAUGGAAUUGCUCGAGACUGAGCGAAAAUACGUCCAGGAUCUGGAGACACUCCAGAACUACAUGCGCGAAUUAAUAGCACAGAAAAUCCUCUCACUCGACACGAUCCAUUACCUAUUUGGCAACCUGAAUGCUCUGGUUGAUUUCCAACGGCGCUAUCUGAUCAUGGUUGAAGACAUGGCCGAGAAGCCAGCACAGGAGCAACGCAUUGGCUUGCUGUUUGUUCAGCUAGAAGAGGCGUUUGCCGUGUACGAGCCCUACUGCGCCAACUACUACUCCGCUCAGGACCUCGUUGUGCAGGAGGCUCCUAAACUCCAGAAACUGGCCGAUGUCUUGAACCCCACCUACGAACUGCCCUCGUACUUGAUCAAACCCGUUCAGCGUAUCUGCAAAUACCCGCUCUUGAUGGGCGAGCUUGUCAAGAGCACCAACAAGGACUGGCCUUGCUAUGCAGAAAUGAACGAUGGCCUGGAGGCGAUCCGGCGCGUCGCAGAAAAAGUCAACGAAACGCAGCGCAAGCACGAAAAUGUGCAAGCUGUCGAAGAAUUGAAAAAGCGCAUUGAUGAUAAUAGCAAUUCCAUCGAGUCCUAUGGAAGUCUUCUCGUCCAGGAUAAACUUGGCAUCAUGAACAAGGACACCGAACGAGAAAUGGCCGUCUUCUUGUUUGAAAAAAUGCUGCUCAUUUGCAAAGAAAGCAAGGACGCUGCAAAGAAUCGUUUGACGAAAUCCAACACGAUCAUGAAAAAGAAGCGUCGUGGCAGCUUGCAAGAACGCAUUCGAAUUCCAGCUAGCCGUAUUCUUGGCGUUCACAACCGCUCAUCAAAUGGUGUAUGGAUGUUAUCGAUCGAAUACAAAGCAUCCGACGUUGAGGUGUUCACAUUCCGUCUUCGCAACGAAGAGCAAACGAAGCUUUGGGAGACAACAAUGAACAAGAUCAAAUUUACUUCACGCACGCACGUUCCAAACACGCACUUGUACUCGAUGCCAAGCCCGACAUACCAUGGCGACACGGCGUCGUUCAUGGACGACGAGGACGAAGAAGAUGACUAUUACUAUGACGACGAGGACGACGAGAACGCAGCACCGGCGCCAACGCGGUCGCGUAGCAACUCCAUUUCGGCCCAACUGUUUAACACGUUGUCAGGUCGACCCAAGAACGAAGUGAAAAGUCGUCAAUACCAGCACCAGAUGCCAGGCAUGAACUUGUCACCUCUGCCACGUGCUAGCGCAAGCACCAACACACAGCAGCAGCAUCAUCAUCAUCAUCAUCAUCACCAGGCGCAUCAUCCUGAUUAUGCCAUGUACCCAGCUUCGCCACCACCGUCGCAUCCUUCAUCGCCUACGAGUUCGUCGCGCAUUUCGACGGGAUCGAGCUGGCAUCAUCAAGGCGGUCACCACCAUUACCACUAUCAUGGACGUGGCGAUAGUUCGCCUUUGACUGAGAUCGCAUCCAAGUUCAUGACAGGCGACAUCCCCACACCGACAGAAGAAGAGUUGCGUCAUUUCCCCUUGCCACCCGCCGUGAACCGUAGUCAAUCUCAAUCAGCCGCUGUCGGAUCAGGCGUCUAUAACAACAACAACAACAACAAUGGAGCUAUCCCACCUGUUCCGGGCAUGAAGCACCACCAAAAUCGCAUGCGAUCACAAAGUAGUCCCAACAUCCACAAGGCAGCCACAACACAUGCUAUUGCUGCAACGGCUGCUGCUGCUGCUGCCAUGAUGCCACCCCAAUAUCCUCUCAACAACAACGAAUUGGAUAAUAAUGUGAUACGUCCUGUUGCGUCCACACCUCGCUUGUCCGAUGCACAUAACGCGGGCGGUGGACUCAAAGUCAAGCUCAGUUACAAUGACGGUAUCUACGUGAUCAAGGCUGCCGAAAACGUCGGUUACAUGGAUCUCAUGGAAAAGGUCGAAAAGAAGAUCCGCUUGAUCGGCAACUUGAAAACGGACGAUACGUUGCGCUUGAAAUACCAAGACGAGGAUGGUGACUAUAUCACAAUCAACUCUGAUGACGAUGUUCAGAUGGCAUUUGAGAACCGUGGCCGUAGUCCUUCGGUCAGUCUCUAUGUCAACGUCUAA
This is a messenger RNA of Zychaea mexicana, 2826 nucleotides long. RefSeq lists its product as uncharacterized. The transcript has 5 exons. Gene Ontology annotation, molecular function: protein binding; guanyl-nucleotide exchange factor activity. Gene Ontology annotation, cellular component: division septum; mating projection tip; cytoplasm. Lineage: Eukaryota; Fungi; Mucoromycota; Mucoromycetes; Mucorales; Lichtheimiaceae. Gene Ontology annotation, biological process: septin ring organization; intracellular signal transduction; establishment of cell polarity. The coding region runs from base 1 to 2826 and encodes 941 amino acids. The record is from RefSeq and is a predicted model, not a curated record.